Cydia pomonella (codling moth) is the source of this 1097-nucleotide messenger RNA. Its product is annotated as steroid receptor RNA activator 1. Lineage: Eukaryota; Metazoa; Arthropoda; Insecta; Lepidoptera; Tortricidae. Gene Ontology annotation, biological process: regulation of transcription by RNA polymerase II. The record is from RefSeq and is a predicted model, not a curated record. The transcript is spliced from 3 exons. Gene Ontology annotation, cellular component: nucleus. Bases 255 to 857 code for a protein of 200 amino acids.
CAUGCCUGACAAAGUGUGGAUUUGGUGUGGAUUUAUUUGGCACUUAAAGAGUAUUUAUAAUAUUGUACAUAGGAACUGAUAGGAACUAUUAAAUAUUAUAUUAUUGUUGAACGAAACUAAUUUGUACGUGCAGUGCAGCCGUCUUUUUUAUUUUUACUUUCUUUUCCUCUAUCUUUCGUACUGUUAGAGUACUAUUAUUUAUUCUGUGCUGUAAGGCACUGCUGCAUUUUAGUAUAACACAUAAGAUUACAACAAUGGACAAUUCCGUCAACGACGGCAGAGUGUCAUUUGACCCUGGAUGGAAUGAUCCACCAAAGAUCUCCUUUAAUAGUCAACAAACGCCUCCGAAUCGACCUCGUAACUUUUUGAAUAAAAGAGUUGCCUUUCCCUUGUCAGGGGCUAACACAAGCCCUGCAAGUGCAGCCCCCCUCAAUAUGCCACCGAUGCCAUCCGGUGCGCCCACCACACUGGUUUCACCAAGUGUUACUCAGAGAAUCAUGCCCAAUAACUGUGACAUAACCAUUAAUAGUGAAAGUGUUCUAGUGGAAGUGAAGACUCUUCUACUAGCUUUAUUAGAAAGCAGCAGUGAGCUGGGAGCCAAAGCAAAUGAUAUAAGAAGAAGGUUAGAUGUUAUGGAACAAAUGUGGAUGGAUGGAAAAUUAAAUCUUGAAGUACAAGCACAAAUGAAGGAGCUUGCCCAUGCUCUACGGGAAGAUGAGCCUAGAAAAGCAGAUGAAAUCCACAAAGCUCUGAUGGUGAAUGAAGUGAGCAAAGUGGGUGUCUGGAUGCCAGGAGUCAAGCAACUGAUUCAUCAUUCCAUAGCUCGAUCUGAGCUGCUUUCUAUAGACAAGCAGUGACAUCUAACCUAACAGUGCCAUUGUAUAGCACUAAGUGACCCGUAAAACCACCCAACUAUAAGCCAGUCCACAAGUGUAAUACAAUAGUACAUAUCAAUACCAAUCUUCUGUUAGUACUUGAGUUUUUCUUCAUUUUACCAAAAUAUUUUUGAACUGUGACAUUCAAUAGUUACUUACGACUGUAAGUAGGUGAGAGUCAGAAUGGCGGGUGUACCUAAAUAAAAUUAAAUGAAAACCAUA